AUGGUGAAAUGUGCGAAGGGCACGCCCCCAGUCCCGGCGCACGCGUCAGAUCAUGCUCGGGGUACAAGCUGCACCACAGACCGCUGUGUUCGACGGGCGGCUGGGGUACUACACCCUACACCACGAGCACACAACGCGAAACUGUGGGAGGAGAAAGUGCUCAUAUACAUCUUCGCGUUCAAGGCCGAGCAUGAGGUCGACAAGGGCCCGGACUACAUCGCCGCGCACACGCAGUGGCAGCGCGACCGCGCACAGACGAUCAAGAACCAGCUCGGGUCGAACAGCUCGGCAGCGCAACAGAUUCUCGUGACGACCAGCGGUGAGUCCUAUCUCGACGAGUCCAUGCAGGCCGCGAGGUUUGGCUGCGCCACGCUCAACAUGUUUGCCGUCCAUGCGUACGGCCCGGGCAGCUUCGACACCGCGAAGCUCGAGGGCUACGUCGUCAAGGCCGUCGCCGCCGGCAAGCUUCUCAAGAUGGAGGAGUGGUGCCUCAUUCCACCCUCGUCACAUUCCAACCCGCGCCCCACCGUCCAGAUCCUGCUCUCCGUUGCCGCCGUCAUCUCUCUCGCGCUCGGCCUCUUCCAGGACUUUGGGCCUGGGCGCGACCCGGACGAGCCCGCGGUGGAGUGGGUCGAGGGCGUCGCGAUCAUGGUCGCGAUCGUCGUCGUCGUGCUCGUCGGCUCGCUCACGGACUGGCAGAAGGAGCGCCAGUUCCGCGUGCUCAACGCGAAGAAGGACGAGCGCACCGUCAAGGUCGUCCGUGGGGGUGUAGAGCGCCUCAUAGACGUGCAUGCCGUCGUCGUCAGCGACGUAGAUCAUGCUUCGGGCGCGACAGGGGAGAGUGACGUCAUCAAGAAGAUGAAGUACGAGGAUUGUUUGGAGCUGCGGAAGACGCUCGACCACGACAAGAAGGACGCCUCUCCGCAUACCGACUGCUUCCUCAUCAGUGGUAGCAAGAUCCUCGAGGGCCGCUCCGCGACAGCAGAGGGCACGGCCCUUCAGCGCAAGCUGGAGCAUCUAGCUAACAGGAUCGCCGUCGCAGGCUCACUUGGCGGUUUGAUGCUCUUCAUCGGGCUGCUCAUUCGAUACUUCGUCAAGAUCGGCACUGACACUCCCCACAUGAGCCCCAGCCAAAAAGGGUUGGCUUUCGUGGACAUUCUCAUCUUGUCCUUCACGCUCGUCGUCGCCUCAGUUCCUGAAGGUUUACCUCUAGCCAUCGCACUCGCGUUGGCGUUGGCCACCAAGCGGAUGACACGCGAGAACCUUCUCGUCCGAGUCCUCAACUCCUGCGAGACCAUGGCGAACACCAGCGUCAUCUGCACCGACAAGACCGGCACGCUCACGCAGAACGCCAUGACCGUCGUGGCGGGCACCAUCGGCGGCGACCUCGCCUUCGUCCGCGAUCUGGCCCAGAAUCCCGAGCGCGCCACACCCGACGCCACUCCCAUCGAGCUCCGCUGCCUCAGCGGCGCGCUUCCUCCUCCCCUUCGUGCCCUCCUCAACGACGCCAUUGCGAUCAACUGCACCGCGUUCGAAGAUGCGGACGCAAACACCGGCGUCUCCGUGUUCGUGGGCAGCAAGACGGAGACCGCACUGCUGGCGAUGGCGCGCGACUCGAGAUGGCCGGGCUACAAGGCCGUUCGAGAGGCUGCUGAGGCUCUACAGGUGUUCCCGUUCCCGAGCGAGCGCAAGGCGAUGGGUGUCGUGGUGCGUCUUCCGGGAGGUCGUGCGCGGCUGUACGUCAAGGGCGCGAGCGAGGUGCUCGUCGCGGCGUGCGCACGCCAGGUUGUUGUCACAGAACGAGAAAAUGUGGUCACGAAGGUCACCGACGAAGACGAUCGGGCGCGGAUCUUGGAGAGCAUCACGUCGUACGCGUCGCAGACGCUCCACACCAUCGCUGUAUGCUAUCGAGACUUGGACGACUGGUCACCCAAGGCCGACGAAGUCUCAUGGACGGAUCUCGCACGCGAUCUCACGCUCGCUGGCCUCUUCGCUCUUGAGGACCCUCUUCGCCCCGGCGUUCGCAAAGCGGUGGCAGACUGCGCCCGCGCAGGCGUCCAGGUCAAGAUGUGCACCGGCGACAACGUCCUCACCACGCGCUCCAUUGCCACUCAGUGUGGCAUCUUCACCCCCGGCGGCAUCGUCAUGGAGGGCCCGCGGUUCCGCGCGCUGUCAGACACCGAGCGCCGCGUGACCGUGCAGCGUCUCCAGGUGCUCGCGCGCUCGUCGCCCGAGGACAAGCGCAUCCUCGUCACCACCCUCAAGGAGCUCGGCGAGAUCGUGGCGAUCACCGGCGACGGCACUAACGACGGGCCCGCGCUCAAGGCUGCGCACGUCGGCUUCUCGAUGGGCGUCACGGGCACCGAGGUCACGAAGGAAGCGUCCGACAUCGUCCUCAUGGACGACAACUGGGACGGCCUCAUCGUUGUCGUCACCCCGCGUCUAGAUCUCGUCAGCGGGCGAAGGUGGCGGCGCGAGCCUUCCGAACUGGAUGCUUGA
Molecule: messenger RNA, 2499 nt
Organism: Epithele typhae
Lineage: Eukaryota; Fungi; Basidiomycota; Agaricomycetes; Polyporales; Epitheliaceae
Exons: 10
Coding region: 1-2499 (832 amino acids)
Biological process (GO): intracellular calcium ion homeostasis
Cellular component (GO): membrane; intracellular membrane-bounded organelle
Molecular function (GO): P-type calcium transporter activity; ATP hydrolysis activity; ATP binding
Source: RefSeq, a predicted model, not a curated record